CGUGACAUCACUGUGCUUUAUGAAGAAAGUGCGCUCCUGGUAAAAUAGACACAGUGCAAUAUCGCACGGUGGGUCCCGUACCGUACUCAACCCGUAGUCUUCCUUAUGUGGUCUAACUCGAGGAUUAAACUAUCUACAUUUCGGGGAAUCGGUGGUUUGUUUGUUAGAUAGAAGCGCUGCUGAACAUUGUAUGUACUUUACUCCGCACAGUCUCUGCACGUAUUAUUCGACUUGUGCCUUAAACUAAAAGACUGAAAUACUGCAUGAAAAAUUAUUAUUUUUGUGAUUAUUGGAUAAGGCCCACGGAACACAAAUUCUUGAUAAUAUGACAUCCGAAGCGCACAAUUUGGAACUUCAGAAAAGCCCUAUGGAUUUUGUCAACGAGUUCGACUUGAUUAAGUUCGACGUGAAGAAGGAGACAAUGCAGGGGAUCGAUCGACCCUUCAUUGGGCCGGGCAGCCAGCUUCAGAGACCUGACUCCGUCUCAUCCACGCCAGAGAGUACACCUUGCAGUUCGGUGCCCUCAUCACCAAGUCUAAAUCCUGGCGAGCAGAGGAAUAACACUGGUGAUAAUUAUUGGAUAGCCACCAGCGGAGGUUACGCUCAGCAAAUGUAUUCUCAUACUUUCGGCCUGACACCCGAAGACGCUGUCGAGGCCCUCAUCAGUACCACCGUGCAUGGCCACCAAUCCACUCCGAACAGUCACCAACAACCUCUCCAAGCGGAAUUUGAAGGAUAUGGGUCAGCACAUCACCUCAACGGCCAUGGCCAGCAGUAUUCUGGACUACUCCGCCAACCUGAUGCCCUCUCGGGUCACCCUGAGAUGCAAGAUAUGCAAAAUACGCACUGCCAAAAUCAAUAUCACCACGAGGGAGACAUCGAUACCUCAUGUCCAAACUCACCACUAUCUCAGCAACCUACCCACAGUGCGCACAACCUACACCAUCCACAUCGCCACGAUAGACGUCUCAACGUAGAGAACCAUUUCUCAGAUGACCAGCUUGUCUCCAUGUCCGUUAGGGAGUUGAACCGGCACUUAAGAGGUCUGAGCAAAGACGAAGUUAUGCGUCUGAAGCAGAAGCGCAGAACCUUGAAAAACCGAGGUUAUGCUCAAUCAUGUCGCUACAAACGUGUUCAGCAGAAGCACGUUCUGGAGCACGAGAAGACCAGUCUUGUCACACAGGUAGAGCAGCUGAAGCACGAGCUCAACCGGCUGGCACGCGAAAGGGACGCAUACAAACUCAAAUGCGAAAAAUUGACUGGUUCAAAUGGUUACCAUGAAACAGGGUCUACUAGUGACAACCCUUCUUCACCAGAAUAUUUCAUGUGAACAGUUUUUUAAGAUAUGAUGUAAUUAUAGGCCUACUGAUUAAGUUAACUAGCCGAAGUGUUGAUCUCAAUGACAAAUACUUUUAUAACCUUACAUCGUCAUUAAUAUCAUUAUAGGCCUAUGACAUAGGCUAUACUUUGUGAUUAAGCUCAAUAAGAAAUGUAAAAGCCAGAUAAAGAAAGUUACAUGCAUGCUGGUCAUGUAUGCCAUUUAGAAAAUGGCUUUUGACUAGAUUAAGAUUCAAACCUUCAUUAAAAUACUUUUCACUCACACCUUUGUUUAUAAAGAUAAACAAUCGGAAAUUGCUAUGGCAUAAAUUGGUCGUUCCGUAACCUGUUCUCUGGUAUAUUUUUCAUGGCAUCAACCGACAUAAUUUUAAAGUAGCCUAUUGUUUAUUUUAGGCAAUUACAUGUUUUCAUCUAGUGCUAUUAUCUGUUUGGCCUGAUUUUCACUGAAAAUAUAGAUCAUGUUUCCCUGUAAGAAUUUCUGCUGGGCAGAUAAGUUUGUUCUCUAUCUUUUUACAACUUUUGUGAAUUGCGCAGGAAAUAGAGCUUUUAUAUGAAUGAAUAGUAGCUUGCAAUUGGGCAUUAUUGUUUGUAUUUUAAGUGUUUUCAUCUGCUUCAGACCAAUAAAGCCAUUACAUCUUCUCUG
Hypomesus transpacificus is the source of this 1981-nucleotide messenger RNA. It is a transcript of the gene mafbb, whose product is annotated as v-maf avian musculoaponeurotic fibrosarcoma oncogene homolog Bb. The transcript has a single exon. Gene Ontology annotation, molecular function: RNA polymerase II cis-regulatory region sequence-specific DNA binding; DNA-binding transcription factor activity, RNA polymerase II-specific. Gene Ontology annotation, cellular component: nucleus. Gene Ontology annotation, biological process: regulation of transcription by RNA polymerase II. The record is from RefSeq and is a predicted model, not a curated record. NCBI's taxonomy places the organism in Eukaryota, Metazoa, Chordata, Actinopteri, Osmeriformes, Osmeridae. The coding region runs from base 326 to 1330 and encodes 334 amino acids.